Entrophospora sp. SA101 is the source of this 192-nucleotide messenger RNA. The record is from the annotation of a GenBank genome assembly. Lineage: Eukaryota; Fungi; Glomeromycota; Glomeromycetes; Entrophosporales; Entrophosporaceae.
AUGGAAGAAUUGGAAAUUAAAAGACUUUUAGCAAAAGAUAUUCAAGGUGAAUUAAAAAAUAAGUCGUUGGUUAUGCCACCAGCAUUACUUGGAGCAAGAUUCUCGUUUGGAAAUCAAAGCACGCCGCCACCAUUACCAAGAUCAUGGCUCACAGAUGUUGUAUGUGAAAAAUCGCGUAACAAGAUUGUUUAG